Paramormyrops kingsleyae is the source of this 3746-nucleotide messenger RNA. RefSeq names its product GEN1 Holliday junction 5' flap endonuclease (gene gen1). The record is from RefSeq and is a predicted model, not a curated record. Gene Ontology annotation, molecular function: 5'-flap endonuclease activity; four-way junction DNA binding. NCBI's taxonomy places the organism in Eukaryota, Metazoa, Chordata, Actinopteri, Osteoglossiformes, Mormyridae.
ACAACGUUCUCUGUAGAAUACCGGAAGUUUAUUCCAAAGAGGAGCCCACCCCCUAAACCGGAACCGGAAAUAGCUGUGGCGCGAGUUUGAAAAUUGUUUACAAAAUAUUAGUAAAACCGGAGUUUUCGAGGUUGACUGUGUCACAGCCACUGAAGCGAUGGGAGUGAGCGACUUGUGGUCUAUCCUGGAGCCAGUGCGGGAGUCUGUGCCCCUGUAUAGCCUUGCUGGGAAGACCCUGGCAGUGGAUCUGAGUCUAUGGGUUUGUGAAUCCCAGUCCGUAAAAGAGAUGGCAGGGCGGGUAGCUAAACCCCAUCUCCGAAAUUUAUUCUUCAGAGUUUCAGCCCUCACACUAAUGGGCAUUAAGCUCAUUUUUGUCUUGGAAGGAGAGGCCCCACAAAUAAAGGCAGAGACCAUGAGCAAGAGAACCGCCCUGAGGUUUGGACCUUCCCGAAAGCCGGCUCCCAAACCGGCGCAGACCGGCAGAUCCCGCUUCAAGUUUGUCCUCAGAGAGUGUGCUGAAAUGCUGGACUGCUUGGGCAUCCCCUGGGUCACAGCCAAAGGCGAGGCAGAGGCCAUGUGUGCUUUCCUGGAUUCGUCCGGCUCUGUCGACGGCUGCAUCACUAACGACGGUGACGUUUUCUUGUAUGGAGGACAGACGGUGUACAGGAACUUCAACAUGAACACUAAGGACCCACAAGUUGACUGUUAUAAGAUGGAGAGAGUAAGGACUGAGCUCCACCUGGAGCGAGAGACUCUUGUGGGUCUAGCUAUACUACUGGGCUGUGACUACGUUCCUAAGGGAAUAGCAGGGGUUGGAAAAGAACUGACUUUGAAGCUCAUUCAGACUUUGAGCGGACAGACACUCCUACAGAAAUUCCGACAGUGGAGUGAUGACGACCAGGAAAUGCCAGAGAGACGUGUGAAGAAGGUCACCCACUGCCCCAUGUGCCGUCACCCAGGGACAGCGAAGGCUCACCAGCAGCGCGGCUGUGGGCUCUGUGGAAGCACACGGUUCUGCGAGCCCCAGGACUACGACUACCUGUGUCCGUGUGACUGGCAUCGUGCCGAGCUGACAUGGCAGAGUGGUACCGUCGAGUCCAUCGUUAAACGGAAGGCUUUGGCAUGCAAGGGAUUCCCUUUUACAGAGGUAAUACAUGAGUUUCUAGUGCCUAAGGACAGACACACUGAGAAUAUUACAAGAAGAAAACCUAACCUGUUGCUAAUGCAGAACUUUGCCCUGGAAAAAUUGGAGUGGCCAAAGCACUACACCAGUGAGAAAGUGCUGGUGUUGAUGACCUACACAGAAAUGAUGAACAUCAAGUGUGGCAGGAGGACUUCCUCCCCGAUAGAGCCCCUGCGGAUAUGCAAGACACGGGUGAGAAAUGGAAUUGCCAGCUUUGAAAUAAUAUGGAAGAAACCCGAGCACUUCCUCCACCCCGGAGACUGCCCAGACGAACUCAGGGAUGUGGUGACAACAAUCGAGGAGGAGUCCCUGUUCCGGUCUGCAUAUCCUGGCAUCGUAGAGCGAUUCUUGAACGAGAAGGAGGAAGCGGAGCAGAACAAACAAAAACAAAAGAAACGUCGAAAUGGGAAGAGAGAUGGCACACGUGAAGGGUCGGAUGAUGUCUCGGAGAUGUUUGCCCUGAUGAAUCUGCAUGGCUGUUCAGAAGGGAAGGUCGACUCUGCCACCGGGAAGCAGAGUACAUCCCCAUCUAGUAACGGAUCCUCUGACCAUUCACGUUCCACCGAACAAGGACAGGCGCCCCCUGCAGGCUGCUCUGGCCUCGGUCCUCCACCGAGAGCCCCAGCCAAUGAGGAUUCACCGUCCAAGCCUCCCUCAUUCCCCGGGACUGCACCCACCACAGUGUCGUCAUCUCCAUCUGAGUCGACGAUCAUCGGCGAGCUGCACUUGAGCGAGAUUGACUGGGAUGCCUGCUCUUUCAGCUCCUCUCCGCAGACUCAGAGCGGUCAGCGUGGGGAGACUCUCCCUGCAAGCCCCAGCCUGGAGGAACACUCCAUAGGAGUCUUGGGGCACUGCAGGGCGCCUGGAGGGGAACCUGUAAAUCCAUCUGGUGUAAGACACCCAAAUCGACCCUCUGCAGUCAGUUGUUCAGAGGAUUCUCUGAGAUGCAGAGUUUUAGUGAAAAAUGCCACAGGGCACCAAAAAGUGACUGCUGACGUGAUAACACGAACACACCAGACCCAAGGCUUACGGUCCAUUCCGAGCAGCGGUAGCAGUUCCACUCCAUCACAGCCGCUCGCUAAAGUAAACCAUACUGCCAAGCUUCUGCAGAGAGCCCAGACACUUCCCACGCCUCCUGGUGGCAGUGACGACGCGAGGAAGGGCACAGAGAGUUCCCUUUGUGGCCCAGAAGGCACGCACAUAACGACGCAGAAAUCUGAAGACCCGCGUCUGUGGAUCCGACCGUCCCCGAAAUACAGAUUUGUAAGAACGAAAGAUAAUGCUGGAGCAGGGCAUCAUGGGAAUAGUAGGGGAAAGAAGACUCGGGCUGUGAAAAAAAGCGUGUGCGACGGCUUGUGUUCGUCAAGCGACGACAGCAAUGCGGAGAAUGUUCCGGUGGUCAGAAAGACGACGACUGUGAAGGGGAAGCCUGGGCUCAGAUACCCACAUGGUGCAGAUCACCAACAGAGGACAGGGGACAGAGUCACACCUCAUGUCACCAUGAAGGGAACCUCUGACUGGGAUAGGGGGGGCUGUGGGCCUGCUGAGGAUGGGAACACCAUGGUACCUUCUGAUCUCAGAGAUGUUACUCAGAGCCCAUCCUGUCAAACAGGUCCCAGUGAGGGAGAUGACUCAGUCAUUUCUUUGGACAGCCCGCUGCCUUUAGCAGAGAGGCUAAAACUCAGAUUCAUUUAGGACACCUAAUCUGAAAGAAUGUUUAGCUGUUUUUAUAGCCUGUAUUUAAUCGUGUUCUUUAUCUGUGACCCAUUUAACGAGUGAUACCUUUUACUUUGCAUUUACAAAUGUCCUCAUUAAAAUUACGUAUGCAUUUUCCAAAUUAGAUUAGAGAAAUUAAUUAGGUUAGUCUCACUUUUAAAAGUAUAAAAUUUCUGUAAAAAUUUUGCAAAGAAAAGAAUAAUGAUUAUUAUAACGGUUUCAUAUAAAACUUAAGUGUACAAGAGGCAUUGGAGGUGUAUUUUCGUUUUGACUAUAAUGUGACAAGUCACAGAAUGCCCUGAUCGCUACGAAACGCGCUGCUUCCCAUGUCGUGGGAAGGUGUGAAUGUAUUUCGCCGUCACUUUCGCCAGCUUGGAAGACGCUCAGGUCGGAAUCUAUUGAUCAUGGGAGCUGUAACGAACACCUUUGUCAGACAUGAAAGAUUCCACUUUUUCACUUUCAAUAAACCCUGUAAAUAAGGUGUGUAAUGAAUGCGGGGCGCUUGUCAAAUGUUUGAAUUGAUCGACACAAAAUAAAACUAUCGUGGUCUGACCGAAUGAUACACUACUGCGGUUUGAACAAUUAUGAAAUGGUAACAAGGAGGAAAAAAAAUAAAUAGAUAAAAAUGGGUCUUUAGUAGUUACGAUUGCUAUUUGUCUUCCUAAGUUAACUAAUAACAAACGUAAAUCUUUAUUGCCGUCCAUUCUGUGAUCUCUGUGCUAAGUUGUUUUGAGUUUAUUAUGUUUGUCAUGAUGUAUCUUAUUUGGUGUUAGUUGCUUUGUAUAUAUUUUAUUUUGUCUAUGUUUGUUUUAUUUUUAAUAAACAGACACAACGAAUCAGUCCCCAA